GCUGCCCAGUUGAAACGGGAGUCCGUCCCCUUUUCCCCGUCGGGUCUUCCGCUUAUAAAACACGCCACCGGGGGCUUAGCUCCUGCUUCCUCAAUAUUCUCCGCAAGCAUCCAAUCCAAGAAAACCAAGGCAGACUUGCAGCCCAAUCAGGCGAGCAAAAGCAAGAAGCAAGAAACCACCACUCUGCUCCCCCCCUCGCGGAGAUGUCGUCGCAGCUGAUCGAGGACCACCGGUCGGGCGCGGAGGUGCACGCCGGGCACGAGCUGUGCGAGCGCAAGUCCCGCGAGUUCAUGGUGGAGCUGGGCCUCCCCGACGGUCUCCUCCCGCUGCCCACCCUCGACGAGGUCGGGUACAACCGCUCCACGGGCUUCGUGUGGCUCCGCCAGGCCGCCGGCGUCACCCACACCUUCGACUCCAUCGGCAAGCAGGUGUGGUACGACAAGGAGGUGACGGCCUUCGUGGAGCCCGGCCGGAUGCACAGCCUCACCGGCGUCAAGAGCAAGGAGCUCCUCAUCUGGGUCACCAUCUCCGAGAUCGUCCUCAGCCCCUCCGGCACCAAGAUCGUGUUCCGCACCCCCGCCGGGCUCGGCCGCGCCUUCCCCAUCACCGCCUUCCAGCUCAAGCCCGCCGCGGCCGAAGAGGAGGCCGCCGCCGCCGCCGCCAACUGAUCUGUUUAGCUUCCGGCGCCGGCGGCCGCGUGUGUGGGCUGCUCGAUCUGGCCGCGGCGCCGCGAGAUCCGGCGGUGACUCUGUGAGUUGAUUAAGGUUUCCUCCGCCGUGUAUGUGUAAUGUAAUGGUAGUGGAUGAUGCAGGAAUAAUCGGCGUCCCUGGAUCCAGAACUCAUGAUUGUGUGCGCUAGUGCUGCCACAGUUUGAUUUUGGAUUGAUUGACAACUCAGUCUCUGAUCCAUCCAGUUUAUUUAUUUAUGCUCGCAUCGAUCUCUGUUUCGUUGCCCGUUUCCUCUACAUAUAAAAUUGUUUAUAUAUCA
Messenger RNA from Sorghum bicolor (sorghum), 987 nucleotides. RefSeq lists its product as uncharacterized. Bases 204 to 668 code for a protein of 154 amino acids. The transcript has a single exon. NCBI's taxonomy places the organism in Eukaryota, Viridiplantae, Streptophyta, Magnoliopsida, Poales, Poaceae. The record is from RefSeq and is a predicted model, not a curated record.